Molecule: messenger RNA, 3574 nt
Organism: Photinus pyralis (common eastern firefly)
Lineage: Eukaryota; Metazoa; Arthropoda; Insecta; Coleoptera; Lampyridae
Gene: sens-2
Product: zinc finger protein Gfi-1
Exons: 5
Coding region: 271-1881 (536 amino acids)
Biological process (GO): regulation of transcription by RNA polymerase II
Molecular function (GO): DNA-binding transcription factor activity; RNA polymerase II cis-regulatory region sequence-specific DNA binding
Source: RefSeq, a predicted model, not a curated record
UUUUAGCUUACACGCGUUUUGGUCAUCCGAAAACAAGACAUGUUUUUCAGACACGUGUUAAUUACUCAGGUGGCUGGCCGUCAAACAUGAAAAAUUCAGUGGGCUUUCGUUUUCACGACGCGUUCUGUUAAUAAAAAAAAUGCCAGAGGACCCAUUACCUAAAUUCCCGUUCGUUAAAAAUUCGAAAGAUUGGUCUUGAACGAAAAUCAAACUGUUCAUUUGAUGAGAGCAUAAUAAACCCGAACGUCUGUUCUAACAGAAAGUGCGACAAUGACAUUAGAACUUAGUGCAGCUCAUACGGCAAUGCCUUUAGAUUAUAGUAACACAGGUGUGCGUCUUGGUGAAGAUUCUAGAAGCCCUUUAAACGUAUCAAAUUCGGCGCCCUCCAGUCCGCCGGCAAACAGCAGUGCGUUUCGAGUUGUGACGCCGAAAGGCAGAGAAGGAAUCGGAAAUGAAAGCAACUCUUCAUUGGAAUACCCAGCUGCGGGCUUCUCUUCGUACUGCAGAAGCAUAUGGAGUUCGCCACUAUUACCUGGCGGCCUUAGAUACCUUUCAACGAAUCAAAAUUCAUCGGAUAACCCAACGGAGAAGUUAAACGAUCCCAUUAAAUUUGGAGUAAACAGACUAAUGGAGAAAUCAUCCCCGCAACCGGAAGAUGUUCCAAACUUAAACAACAAUAACACAAAAUUUUACGAAGUAAGCGACGACCUCGGUGGAAAUCCACACAGCGGGGACGAGAUGCUUUCACCGGGCCCCAACCAGGAAAACAACUGGGACACGUCACCACCUAGACCAUCUCCUAGCACAUCGCCAGAAUUAGAAGUCGACUCCCCCGUACAUUCGAGGACGCCGUCACCUUUACCAUCACAAGUGACCGAAAUUUCCAAAAGUCCGCUGAAAAAAUCCGAAGCAUUCUCCGUCAGUGCAUUACUCCGACCAGAUCGGCCCAAAAGCAAAUUAGACUCUUAUUAUCAGGAAACAAUAUCCGUAACACGAUCAUACUUAUACCCCCCAUUCGUCGACUUGCUACGCGACGCGCAAUUAAAAACCGCGCAGGAAUACAGCAACCACUUUUUACCUCGCCAUUUCGUUCAUCCCGGAAUGAUACCUUCCGGAAUAUAUCCGCCUAAGGAAGGCGAGGAAAGGCAAUUUUUGCCGACCCCCACGUCGCUGUAUUUUAGUGCAGUCGCGGCCGCAAUGGCAAAUGGACAAUCGGGCGUGCAACCGGGACAAUAUCCUUCACCGCACUCUGAAGAAUUCUACAGGUUAAGGCAUCAUUUUAUGAAUAAUUCAGCCGGGAUUCAUCCGCAUCACCAUCAUUUGCUUAUGAGGCCCGGAAUGAUGCCCCUAGGUGAUGUUUAUUCAUGUAUAAAAUGUGAAAAAAUGUUUUCUACCCCUCACGGACUUGAGGUUCACGCGAGAAGAUCGCAUAACGGCAAGAGGCCGUUUGCUUGUGAACUUUGCAAUAAAACUUUUGGACAUGAAAUCAGUUUAAGUCAACACAGAGCUGUGCACAACGUCGAAAAGGUUUUUGAAUGCAAACAAUGUGGAAAAUCGUUUAAACGUUCUUCUACGUUAUCGACGCACCUUCUGAUACAUUCCGACACAAGACCCUACCCGUGCCAGUACUGCGGAAAGAGGUUUCACCAAAAAUCAGACAUGAAGAAACACACGUAUAUACAUACAGGUGAAAAACCUCACAAGUGCCAAGUAUGUGGGAAAGCUUUCAGUCAGUCCUCCAAUCUAAUCACGCACUCAAGAAAACACACGGGUUUUAAACCGUUCGCAUGCGAUCUAUGUGGACGCGCCUUCCAAAGAAAAGUCGACCUCCGACGGCACAAGGAAACGCAACAUACAGAAAUACGAUCGAUAGUCACAUAGUGUCAAGAAAAUGGAAGUGUGACCCUUCCAUUUGCUACUAAUGGAAUUUGCGCUUCCCCAUCGUCGACAGGCCAUAGUCAAAACGUGAACAACGACGUGCAAGUAACGAGCGCACCUAUCAGCGAACUUGCACAGUCCCUCCAACACUUAGGGAACUCUCCAAAUACCCAAACUCUAACUAUGGGUCAUCAGCCCACCAUGACACCUUUGCAAAUACCAUCCCGCGCCGUGUACCACAACACAAACUGGAGUUAAAUCCGUAAGGUUUCGUUGGCCCAUUCCUCUUGCAACUGUUGUUACCUACCUGCUAGUUUAAAAUUUAGUCAAUAUUUCCAAAUAAACUCAACCAAAGAGUAAAACUUAGCUGUAAGGAAGAAAUAUUUUUAUGGUGUACACCGAACUGUGAUCGAAUUAGCCAUCAUAUUAGAUAUGGUGCUAUCGACUUAUAUCUCAACUUGUACUGAAUGUUACGAAUAGUUUAAAAUAUGUUACAUGUGCAAUCUCGGAUUUAGUGCAAUUUAAAAGUAUUCCGCUUUUUUAAUGUAACCACCCCUUUAUCACAAUUCCAUUUUUAUAUCAUUCCGGAGCAUCUUAGGGAAGGCAUUAUAAAUUAAAAGGUUCACAUCUCAACACACGUACAUAUCAAGAAAAGCUCUGGCAACGUUUUACAACGGAGAGGAUUUUAUUUUUGAGGAUCUUGAUUGUCUCACGAGAGAAUAUAUAAAAGAGCGCGUGCACGUUAAGUUGUUACCUUGUAAAGCUCCCAUGCUCUAGUCAUACUGUACAAAUUUUCGAUUAGUAUUUCAAAGAGCGCGCAUCUUUAGUUGGGUCGUAAACCUGUUGAGAUUACGCAAUAUUUUUACGUAAACGCGUCUUACAUAUUAGGCCCAAGACGCUCCUCCUACGCAAACAGUCGGAUACGCACCAAAAAGUGUCAAUAAAGAACUUCGGUAAUUGAAUUAAGUGACAACUGAGUGUUAUAGUACUGUUUGAUAUAAUAUCACCCGAAGGCGAGAGAACUCUCGCGAAGCCAUAUCUUUAUUUACAACAGAGCAGCAGCGUGUUUGGAAUACCAAGUAGGUUUCCUGAUUGAGCGACUUGAUUUUUAACCAGAGCCGCUCGAAACUAGAGAUUGAAAUAGAAUAACGAAAAUGAAAGAUUUUUCCCUUCGGGCAAUUAGAAAGAAAAACCUUUCAGCACUGAACCACCAAGAUUUCCGCUAAUAUUAAUGAUAUUAAUAACGAAAUUAUUGCAAAGCUCCCGUUAAUGCUGAACAAUGUGUAACCCCAUAUUCCCUCGGCAGCGAAAUUGGAAGUCUUUCCUGACACUCAGAGAGCUUGGUUUCCGGUUUCAGCACUCUGUGUCUACACGCCCACCCUAUUUCAACCCCUGCAGCGUCCCGAAAGCUCUGAACUGUCAGGCUAUAUUCUGUUAAACGUGUGAUUUUACAGCUAUGAUACACAAAUAGCUAUUAAGAUACCGUACAGAAAUCUAAAUAUUAAUUAAUUUAUGAAACGCUGCCAGAGUUUUUAAUUUACAUAUUCCGUUACAUUAAACGUUUUAUUCAAAAUGACCAAAGAGAUUUAAGAUUUUUAAACUAAAUGUGAAUGAGUUUUUAAGUCUAGAUAGUAAUUAUUAAACUAAUUCACUCAAACACUGUAUAUAAAUGUUGCAAAUGUUAGUACAAUUUACA